GUUAAAAAUCGCCUAUAAUGACAUAUGACAGAAAGUCUUAGUAGCCUCAAAUUAUUUUUAAUCAUAUUGUUUAUAAAAUUAGUUAUAAUUGUGCUAUGCUGAGAUUAAUAAACGUAAUGUUUAACGCCGAGAUGUUAUAUAAAUUUAAAACGAAUUAACGUUAUAUAAUUAAUAAACACGACGUGCAUUUCUAAAUAAAAAAUGAAGACGAAACAACCGUAUUCUCCUAAUCAAAGAUUAAGACUUGAUAGUUUUAGUACUAUCAAUGAAAAACCAGUGGACGAUAUAUCUUUACAAUUUUUCUACAAACCACAUACGAUAACGCUUCUUUUAAUAUCAAUAGCAGGUCUGAUUUAUUUCGCUUUCGUAAGAGACACCGAUAACUUGGAGAACAACAUUUGGGCGGGAAUAUUAUGUUGUUGUUUCUUUUUUUUAAUCAUAUCGGUGUUGGCUUUUCCAAACGGACCUUUUAUACGUCCGCACCCGGCAAUAUGGCGUUUGGUAUUCGGAAUGAGCGUCAUCUAUCUACUCGUAUGCCUAUUCGUAUUAUUCCAAAACUACCAGACCGUUAAAAACAUCCUAUCCUGGUUGGAUCCUUCGCUAAAGGAUUUUCAUUUGGAUAUGGACAAGGAAUACGGCGUAAACUGCUCGGAUAUAACAGUGGAGAGGAUAUGGGGGCACGUGGACAUAUUUGCUUUGGGCCAUUACCUCGGGUGGAUGUUCAAAGCUGUUUUGAUCCGGCACAUGGGGAUUUUGUGGGCGAUAAGUUGUAUGUGGGAGAUAACGGAAUUGGCGUUCGCUCAUCUACUACCGAAUUUCAUCGAAUGUUGGUGGGACGCUUUGAUUUUGGACGUUUUGUUGUGUAACGGCUUCGGGAUUUGGUGCGGUCUGAAAAUAUGUAAGAUAUUGGAAAUGCGCGAAUAUAAAUGGGUGGGAAUAAAGGAUAUUCACAGUACGACGGGGAAGAUAAAACGCGCCAUGUUGCAGUUUACCCCCGAGAGUUGGACGUCGGUGAGGUGGUUGGACCCCAAGUGUUCGUAUAUGAGAAUAUUCGCGUUGUGUCAGUUGGUGUUGUUUUGGCAGGCAUCGGAAUUGAAUACGUUUUUUUUGAAACACGUUUUUGAACUACCCUCGUCGCAUUUUUUAGUGACCGGUCGGUUGAUUUUGAUUGGGGUGAUCGUGGCCCCAUCUGUGCGGCAAUAUUACAGUUACACGACGGAUACUAGUUGUAAAAGGGUCGGGACUCAGUGCUGGGUGUACGGGUGUAUUAUGGUAACUGAAUCUUUGAUUUGUAUUAAACACGGUAGGAAAUUAUUCGAACAGACUCAAAUUGUGAAUAUGGUCGUUUGGGUGUUGAUAAUGUUUAUCGUUUCCGUUGGGGUGGUUGUGGGAUGUGUUAUGUGGCACAAGUACGACCCCGAUUCGUCAAAUUUUACCCCUAAGAAAACGAAAAUUCAAAUUCAAACAACUAAAGACGAUUAGAGUUUCGGUUGUGAUAAAACAAAUUAGACAAUUAACUCAAUGUGUUAAAAUGACAUGCUCUAUAAUUUUGUCUCUUCAUUUUCGUAUAUUUUCCAGUCCCAAAUCGACAGGGUGUUUUGUUAUAUAUUUUUUCAAAUAUUUACUUUUACUUUCAACUUUAACCUCGUAUAAUUUCCACAAAUAACAAUUUGAACAAACUGAGUAUUAUUCGUUAUUUUGAUCCUUCUUUUCCUUAACUAAUGACAUGAAAUCAAAAUCUAUAUUUUUCAUUACAGUUUUAUUAAAUUUUAUACGGGGGCUUGUACAAAUUUAUAAAAAUCUCACUUUGAACUUUAAGCUCGUAUAAUUUCCACAAAUAUGUAAUUGGAAUAAUCGAAUUUGGUCACUAAUCUAAAAGCAUCUUUCCUCUAACUAAUCCCAUAAUAUUUAAAUCCGCACCUUUCCUGGUUUGUUAGUUAUUUGAAAUUAUAAGAGAGUGUGUGGAAGUAAGUUAUAAAAUUUUGACCUUGAACUUCAACCUUGUAUAAUUUCCACAAAUAACAAUUUGAACAAACUAAUUAUUAUCCUUUAUUUUGACCCUUCUUUUCCCUAACUAAUGACAUAAAACCGAAAUCUACAACUUUCCUUGUUUGAGAUUUAUUCCAAUUUAUACAAGAGCAUGUCAAAAUUAGUCUAAAAAAAUUUACCUUGAACUUCAACCUCGUAUAAUUUCCACAAUUAUGAAAUUGAAAAAACUGAAGGGGGUCACUAAUUUAAAAGCAUAUUUCCUCUAAUUAAUCCCAUAAUAUUCAAAUCCAUACCUUUCCUGGUUUUAGAUUUAUUUAAAAUAAUACGAGAGUAUGUAAAAAUUAGUCUCGAAAAUUUUCUUUUGUACUUUAACCUCGUAUAAUUUUCAUAAAUAUGCAAUUGAAGAAACCGAAUAUGGUCACUAAUUCAGAAGCAUCUUUCCUCUAACAGGUGCCAUAAGAUUUAAAUCCACAUCUAUCCUUGUUUGGGAUUUAUUCAAAUAUACACGAGAGCAUGUCAAAAUUAGUCGUAAAAAAUUUACGGUGGACUUUAACCUUUUAUAACUUUCAAAAACAUCAAAUUUCAAGGACAAACUGUAGUCACUUAUGUAGAAUUAUCUUUCCUCUGAUCAAUUACCCAUAAUUCAAAACUACAAGUUUCAUUGUUUCAUAUUUUAUCGAAUUUAUACGAAGGCAUAUAAAAAUUGGUGUUGAAAAUUUCACCUUGAACUUAAUUUUAUUUCUACAAAUAUAAAAUUUGAAAAAUCGAAUAUGAUCAUUUAUUUAGAUCUGUUUUCCCUCUAAUCAACGACAUAAAGUCAAAAUAUGUAUCUUUAGUUUUUUUGAAAUUUUUAAGAGAGAAUAUGGAAAUGAGUAUUAAUUAAUUUUGACACUACCCUGUAUAAUAAAAUUAAUAAGUGCCAUAACACAAAUUUAUAAUCUCUCUAUAAAGUAUUUUGUUUUUUUUUUGGUCGUUUUUUUGUGUAUCAUUCCUUAUAGUUGAUAAAAAAUUAUGUAAUUGUUACCAAA
Messenger RNA from Diorhabda carinulata, 3017 nucleotides. RefSeq names its product phosphatidylserine synthase (gene l(3)77CDf). Gene Ontology annotation, molecular function: L-serine-phosphatidylethanolamine phosphatidyltransferase activity. NCBI's taxonomy places the organism in Eukaryota, Metazoa, Arthropoda, Insecta, Coleoptera, Chrysomelidae. Bases 202 to 1482 code for a protein of 426 amino acids. Gene Ontology annotation, biological process: phosphatidylserine biosynthetic process. The transcript has 2 exons. The record is from RefSeq and is a predicted model, not a curated record.